Teleopsis dalmanni is the source of this 1905-nucleotide messenger RNA. RefSeq names its product glucose-6-phosphate isomerase (gene Pgi). Gene Ontology annotation, molecular function: monosaccharide binding; carbohydrate derivative binding; glucose-6-phosphate isomerase activity. The transcript is spliced from 5 exons. Gene Ontology annotation, cellular component: cytosol. NCBI's taxonomy places the organism in Eukaryota, Metazoa, Arthropoda, Insecta, Diptera, Diopsidae. The record is from RefSeq and is a predicted model, not a curated record. Gene Ontology annotation, biological process: gluconeogenesis; glucose 6-phosphate metabolic process; glycolytic process. Bases 193 to 1869 code for a protein of 558 amino acids.
AUGAAAAUUUGUUCAGACGGUCUUGAAAGGUGAAACAGUUAAGUUAAGGUUGCAGUUUCGGUUUGCUUACAGGGAUUUGAAUUGAAAUCAUAAUUUUUUUAUGUUUAUAUAUUAAAAGAAGAACAUUAUACAUAUAUAUAUUCUUAAAUUCGCAUUUAUAUUCUUGAAGUCAGUGAUUCAAUAAAAACCACAAUGUCAGGAGCACUACCCCUUUUACCUACUGAAAUAACUUACCAACAGUUACAGAAAUAUUUUGACGAAAAUGGAAAGACAAUCAACAUAAAGGAGCUUUUUGAUAACGAUCCACAACGUUUUAGUAAAUACAGUUUAAUAAUAAGAACACCUAAGGAUGGUGAAAUAUUGAUUGAUUAUUCUAAAAAUCGUAUAACCGAUGAUGCUUGGAAGCUCUUAUUAAAUUUAGCCAAAGCACGUCGUGUGGAACAAGCUCGCGAUGCUAUGUUGUCAGGCCAGCACAUAAAUAUAACCGAAGAUCGUGCUGUCUUGCAUAUUGCUUUGAGAAAUCGUGGCUCUGAUCCAAUUUUAGUCGAUUGUAAAGAUGUUAUGCCAGAUAUACGUGCUGAAUUAUCUCAUAUGAAAGAAUUUACUAAUCAAGUUCUUUCUGGUGUGUGGCGUGGUUUUACCGGCAAACAAAUUACCGAUGUUGUUAAUAUUGGCAUUGGUGGUUCAGAUUUAGGUCCACUAAUGGUAACGGAAGCAUUAAAGCCUUAUUGUAAAGGUUUAAAAUCACAUUUUGUAUCUAAUAUUGAUGGCACUCAUAUGGCCGAAGUACUUAAGAAAGUCAAUUUUGAGACGACACUGUUCAUAAUUGCAUCCAAGACUUUUACAACGCAGGAAACAAUUACUAAUGCUACAUCAGCUAAAAUAUGGUUAUUAGAGCAUGCAAAAGAUCCAUCUGCGGUAGCAAAACAUUUUGUUGCUUUAUCUACGAAUCAGGAAAAAGUUACUGACUUUGGAAUAGAUAGUAAAAACAUGUUUGGUUUUUGGGAUUGGGUCGGUGGACGUUACAGUUUAUGGUCGGCAAUCGGACUUUCUAUUUGCCUUUCAAUAGGUUUUGAAAAUUUUGAACAAUUGUUGGAAGGUGCACAUUUUAUGGAUACUCAUUUCCAGUCUGCUCCACUAGAGCAUAAUGCACCAGUUAUCUUAGCUUUGCUAGGAGUUUGGUAUACGAAUUUUUAUAACGCCGAAACUCACGCAUUGUUACCUUACGAUCAAUAUCUACAUCGUUUCGCUGCAUAUUUUCAACAAGGUGAUAUGGAGAGUAAUGGUAAAUUUGUAACAAAAUCUGGCUCCCAAGUAGUCAACUAUAAUACAGGUCCUAUUGUAUGGGGCGAACCUGGAACAAAUGGGCAACAUGCUUUUUAUCAACUUAUUCAUCAAGGAACACGGUUAAUUCCUUGCGAUUUUAUUGCCCCUGCGCAAACUCAUAAUCCUAUUGCCGGAGGAGCGCAUCAUAAAAUUCUUUUAGCUAAUUUCUUAGCUCAAACUGAAGCUUUGAUGACAGGCAAAUCAGAGGAUCAAGCUCGUGCAGAAUUGGAGAAGGCUGGCCUUAAAGGACAUAAAUUGAAAGAUUUAUUACCACAUAAGACAUUUACCGGAAAUCGUCCAACAAAUUCCAUUGUUGUAAAGAAAUUGACGCCUUUUAUACUAGGUGUUUUAAUAGCCAUGUAUGAACACAAAAUCUUUACUCAAGGUGCAAUUUGGGAUAUUAACUCAUUCGAUCAAUGGGGUGUAGAAUUAGGUAAACAGUUAGCUAAAGCUAUUGAACCAGAACUUGCUACUGCUGAUAAAAUUACUUCUCAUGAUGCCUCAACAAAUGGUUUGAUUAAUUUUAUCAAAAGUAACUGGUAAUUAUUGCAUUUCAAAUAAAAAAGGCUUUAAGGUAGU